GAUGUUGUUGAUCCAUAGGCAUGUCAUGUUUUUUGCAGUCAUAUUAAUACAAUAGGCGUGUAUAAGUAAUUCCUUUACCAUUGAAUCGCCCAUACAACACGACAUCACAUUGCACAUAUACAAGAAUGGGCACAGUCGGUUUUGUUUCAACGAUAUUAUAACAGAUUUCCCUUGGCUACGAUGGUUAGAUCCACUGUUAUAAUUCAUCCGAACACUCAUGAAAAAUACAUGAAAGUAAAGUGUACCCACUCUGAUAUCUACAAUUACAAUUACUAUUACUCGGAAGGAAGUACAACAGUGAUUGAAAUUGGUACAUAAUUGUGAAGAGUAAUGAUGUUUUUCAUCUGCGUCUGAGUUUUGUAGUUACCACUCAAUUUUGUUUAUUGCUGCUGGUAAAGGUGUGUGGGAGUAAAACGGAAAUGAUGCAUAUGCAAGUUUUCGCGCACAUUCUGGGCACGUCGUACAUUUAGGUUGGUCGACUUCUCGGGUGUUGGAUCAACAAUUUGCUUCCUUUUACAACGACUUCUACCACUGAAAACAGGUAGACGUCGAUGAACGAUGGAUUUCGCCACCAGUGAAUCAUAUGCUGCUGCAUACACGUGCAGGGAUGACAUGCCUGCUCCGAAACAGUUGCAAACUGUGGAGCCCAUCCAGGCAACACAAACAGCCGCCUGUAGCACCAUCGAUGUCUCAACCAACACUGCAGGAUGCGACUCAUCCAUGACUGAUGCCGAGGCGCAAUACCCUGUAGGGGGUGUCAGGAACGAGCUAAACAUUCAACACCCUCCCGACCCCACCCGGGACCCUAAUCCCAUAUAUAAGCCGAACACCGUGAACCCUACGAACGUCAGGAAUCCGAACCCGACUUAUCCCCAAAACGCCCCGACGGCCGGCCCGAACGUAUGCCUCGAACCGGCCGCCUUCGACAAUCCACAAUAUUCAUCCACACAAGGAGAUGGUAGUCCCGCCUCUGUGACUGCCAACCACGAUGGUAAUGCCUUCAUCGAGCAACACGCAACUAACAAUGGCUGCCAUUUCUGUACCCAGGCAAAUGCUGCACGCUCGUUGGGACCAGUUGACAGUGAUGACUGUUGCCAGCCGUAUGCUGUUAGGUACCAGGACGUCGACGACGACGACGAUAACACGGCCAUAGAUGAAACUGCUGCAUCUAACCGAGAAGCACUUGACAUCGCCCCUGAAGCUUGUGAUGACGAUAUCCAACCAUACGCUGUUGCGCACAUGAGCCAGGAAGACACAGGACAUGUGUCUUCGGAAGAGACACGAACAAAAACAAGGACGUCGAGAAUUUACCAUGAAACCACAAAUGUGGCAGCAUGCCCCUCUUCUCAGAAUGAUGGUGAUCCUACAGUCUUUGCUAGACAUGUCCAUCAUACACUGCAUACCAAUUCGAUGUACGGACAGAACAACCUGAACCCGAAUCCCAUGUACGUGCCAAACGCUCACCAAGAAGCAACUUGCGGUAGUUUCCCACGGUGUAGCCGGGUGUCCGCCGCAGUGAUAGCAUCUGCCAUCCUCGCAACGUUCAUCUUGUUUGGAACCUUUGCCGGGUUAUACUUCAACACCGCUGCGGAGGAUGGUCGGAAGGGAACAACCACUACUGGCCCUUUCCAGACAUCAUUGCCAACAUGGACAUCAGCCUCCAAAAGAUCAACAGAAAGCUACGACAGAGACUCGCACUUGGAGAGGAUAACAUUUGGCGGGAAGGGAUCAGACCCUGGAAAAUUCAUUGAUCCCAGUGGAGUGGCCGUAUCCAAAGCUGAUGAGAUAUUCGUGACUGAUUCAGUCCUUCAACGUGUCCAAGUCUACAGCAUGAAGGGCGCUCACCUUCGCCUCUUUCCAACGGUGGUGCCUGGCGAAAAUGGACACCUAAUGUACCCCUGUGGCAUUGCUAUUGACGGAGAGGGCCAUGUGUGGGUCGUUGGGCGAUAUUGGACGAUGUCAAGCCCUGUGUAUGCGGUCCAGUACAGUCCAGACGGCGAGCCAUUGAGCAAGAUAAACGUACAGCGCCUGGAUUGGUUUCCGUUCAUCGCCAUAGACAUGCAGAGUGACGAAAUCGUUGUGAAAGCUGCUAAUGAAAUCUUGAAAUUCCAGCCGAACGGUUCGUUCGAUGGCAGUUUUGGAAAGGAGGACAACCUGUACAUGGACUACAUCGCAUCAGACAAUGGAGGAAACAUUCUUGUUUCUACCAAGGACCUUGUUUCUACCUUGUCAUUUGUCCGUGUGUACAACUACUCCGGGCAUUGUCUAUUCGAAUUUGGUACGGCCGGACCUGGUGAAGGUAUAUUAAUAGAACCCAAAGGUAUCUGUAUGGACAGGUUUGGUCGCAUCAUCGUGGCGAACAAGGGGAGCCAUCGGGUGGACAUGUUCACCAGUCGCGGGGAGUUUGUCCGAACCGUCGCUAACAUCACCGAGCCGUGGGGGGUCGCUGUGGGAUCGGGUGGGCAGUUGGUCGUCACUCGAGUAAACGACAAUGCCGUUACCAUCUUCCCAAGCAAGACAGUUUUUCUGUAACUUUCAAGACUCACGUAAUUUGGAGCUGGAGAUUGUUUUUU
Molecule: messenger RNA, 2573 nt
Organism: Branchiostoma belcheri (Belcher's lancelet)
Lineage: Eukaryota; Metazoa; Chordata; Leptocardii; Amphioxiformes; Branchiostomatidae
Exons: 4
Coding region: 559-2532 (657 amino acids)
Biological process (GO): negative regulation of translation; proteasome-mediated ubiquitin-dependent protein catabolic process; protein polyubiquitination
Molecular function (GO): translation repressor activity; protein binding; ubiquitin protein ligase activity
Source: RefSeq, a predicted model, not a curated record